Messenger RNA from Zootoca vivipara (common lizard), 1239 nucleotides. Its product is annotated as arylacetamide deacetylase-like 3. The record is from RefSeq and is a predicted model, not a curated record. Gene Ontology annotation, molecular function: carboxylic ester hydrolase activity. Gene Ontology annotation, cellular component: membrane. Lineage: Eukaryota; Metazoa; Chordata; Lepidosauria; Squamata; Lacertidae.
AUGGCAUUUGGUGGAACUCUGUGGAUGCUGAUAUUAUAUCUGACCAUCUUCAUUCAUCUCUUGCUGUUGGUGUGGGGAAUUUAUUAUAAUCUUGCCAGGACCCACCUGCCCCGUGGAAUUAGCCGUCCUGUAGCAUUGAUACUUUUCAAUUUCUUAGUGGGAUAUGGAUUUGUACUGGCAGGAAUUCUGGAAAAACUGGGCAUCUGCCAUAGAUAUUCCAUAAUCAGGGCCAUAUGCCUAUUCAUUCCAAAAAUGAAGGACCCAAAACUGAUCAUAAGGGAUCUGGUUUUUGAUGGGGUGCCCGUGAGGGUGUACUGGCCCAAGACAUCACCUGCUGGGAACAGGAAAGGAAUCAUCUUUCUUCACGGAGGGGUUGGACUAUUUGCAAGCAUCCGAACGUCUGCAAGGAUCUGCCAUUCGCUUGCCCACGGAACUGAUUCAGUGGUUAUGUGUGUUGAAUUUCGUUUAGCUCCUGAGCAUCCCUAUCCAGUCCCUGUACAGGACUGUUUAACUGCUGCAAUACACUUUCUGAAGAAUGCCAAGGAAUAUGGAGUGGACCCCAGCCGCAUUGCCAUUGUUGGGGAGAGUAGCGGAGGCACUUUUGCUGCAGCUGUUUGCCAAGAACUGGUGACCAGAGAGGACCUCCCAAGAGUGCGAGCUCAGGUCCUCGUCUACCCAUUCCUACAAACAGUGGACUUCGAUUUGCCCUCCUAUCAGCAAAACCACACAGUACCUCCCUUGUUCAGGAAACGAGGUGUUAAAUUCGGUUUGACAUAUCUCACUGGCAAGAAAAUCAAUGUGGAUGGAAUUCUGAAAGGUGCCCAUGUCCCUCCUGUUUUGAGAGAGAAAUACAAAAAAUGGAUCAGUGCUGAUAACAUUCCAGAAGAAUUCAAGGCCAGGGGCUAUGUCCCUAAAGCUCCUGCUCCAUUUUCAGAAGAACUUUACGAGCAAGUUAAAAGAGCUGGUGAGACAAUGUUUUCCCCCCUUCUAGCAGAGGACGACAUAAUACGCCAGCUCCCGGAGACUUUCAUUCUAACCUGUGAGUAUGAUGUUCUCCGGGACGAUGGGCUGUUGUACAAGAAGCGGCUAGAGGACAAUGGUGUGCCAGUGACAUGGUUUCAUGUACAAGAUGGAUUCCAUGGAAUAAUGGCCAUGGCUGGUUGGCGGUCAAUUGAAUUUCCGAGCACACAGAAAUGUUUGCAGAAUGUAAUACAUUUUUUUAAAGGUUUAUAUAAAUAA